This is a messenger RNA of Drosophila kikkawai, 3282 nucleotides long. It is a transcript of the gene Grip91, whose product is annotated as gamma-tubulin complex component 3. Gene Ontology annotation, cellular component: centrosome; equatorial microtubule organizing center; gamma-tubulin complex. The record is from RefSeq and is a predicted model, not a curated record. Lineage: Eukaryota; Metazoa; Arthropoda; Insecta; Diptera; Drosophilidae. Gene Ontology annotation, molecular function: microtubule minus-end binding; gamma-tubulin binding. Gene Ontology annotation, biological process: microtubule nucleation; cytoplasmic microtubule organization; meiotic cell cycle.
UACACUGGCCUUUGCUGUUUAGUCUAUUUUGAUAAUUUAAUUCAUUUUGCCUGAAAGUACGCGCCUCUCGUAUUAUUUCUCGUUGCUCUAUUCCCUGAGGGCAUUUCUGGCACCGUCAGCCAGUGCAGUGCGUUGUUAUCCCGAAACGCGACCGGCGAGCGUGGGCCAUCAUAUAUUUAUCAAGCAGUUGUUCCCUGCCAGUGGCAUUCCUUGUCUUGCAUUUGGACGCCAACCAAAUUGACAGCGGAGCGACUUGCGCGCGCGUGUUUGGAUCCCCGGAUUCACCGACUGGACGAAUUUACCGCAAGUUCUAGACAUGGCUAAUCCCGGACAGGCGAACCAAAUAAUGACUAUUGUCAAGGAUAUGAUCAUCUGCAUUCAGGGUGAACAGCCGCCUGAAGUGCACGAAGACACUCUUGCCCGUGCAGCUUGCUACAUCAGCAACCCUCAAAAUAGUUCGUAUCCUUCGACACCGCUGAACGAACGCGAUUGUGUCCAGAAGAUCCUACGUAUUCUGCGCUCCAGCGAUGCCACUGAUAACGACGUAGCCAGUCAUUUCACCAUAUAUUACAAUAAGCUGGCCUUGCUAAAAAUCGAUCCUCAGCUCCGUCACUCCCUAAUAGGAUUCUUGCUCGCCCUGGCAGACAAAUCGUUGUCCUCCGAGACAGGUCCUAUUUCUGGCUCGGAGACAACACUUUCGGGAGCGAGCGGGGAUUUCCUUAGUCGUCAAGUAACCAGCUUACACAGAAGCAGUUCGUCGCAUCAUAAUGGAUUCGGCCAGAGUUCUUUGGGUUCAACCAAGGGAAUGAGUAGUACCAUGGCCGUGCCGGACUACACGGACAUAUUACAUGCAAAGAAGGCACUGGACCCUUCUCAGAGCAUGGCGUUGAGUGCACUUAACUCCUUUAUCGGCAUCCCGGGAAAGCAUUUAAAGAAGGACUUCAUCACCGGCUCCUUCAAGCUGGACCCAUUGAACACCAAGGCGCUGUCCAAAGCAGAGACGGGCAUGCUCCUUCGACUGUCUGAGCUGGGCUACUAUUACGAUCGCGUGGAAAAGGUGGCGGAUGUGACAACCGGAUUUAAUCCCAUCGGCAUCAUGGGCCAAGCCCUCAUAUGCAAGCUCCGAGCAGAGCUGGGUGCAUUCCGUGGCGAGGUGUCGUUGCUAGCCGACGAGCUCAAAGCCAACUCUUCAUCGGGCAAAGAAAAAAAGGGGCUGUUAUCGCUGCUCUCCUGGUAUGUGAAGCCUCUGCAUCGCAUGCAGUGGCUGGCCAAAAUCGCCGACAAGUGCCAGAUGAUGAAGGGUGGCGAGCUGGCCUCGACCUUGUACAAUAUGCUGGAUAAUGGUAAUCCGAUGGUGAACAAUUUGGUGCGCGAGCUUCUCAUUGCCAUCUGUGUCCCGCUGGGUCGCAUGAUCUCCAAGUGGAUGCUUGAGGGCGGCAUAACCGAUCUCCAUGGCGAAUUCUUUGUGGAAGCUCUCAAUGACGUGGGUCCAGAUCGCCUCUGGCACGACAAGUUCCGUUUGCGCAAGUCCAUGCUGCCCAAGUUUAUGCCCCUGGAUCUGGCCGAUAAGAUCCUAAAGACGGGCAAAAGCAUUAAUUUUCUGAGGGAAGUGUGUGAAAUGAACGAUCUGGGCUCCAACCACGACAAACUCAAAGAUGCCAUGGACAAGAAUUCUGACCAAAUUUUCUCGUACGUGCAAGACACUGCUUGGCAUGCCGCUGUGGAAAUGUGCUACGCUCAGACCUCCAAGCACGUCCUGGACAUCAUGGUGGGUCCGCACAAGCUGCUAGAUCAUCUCUACGGAAUGCGUCGCUAUCUUCUGCUGGGCCAAGGUGACUUUGUCAGCAUCCUCAUCCAGCACAUGAAAGACGAACUGGAGCGCAAGGGCACUGAUAUCUUUGCUCACGAUCUAUCUGCCAUGUUGGAUGCCGCCCUCCGCUGCGAGAAUGCCCAACACGAAGAUCCCGAGAUACUUAACCAUUUGGAUGUGGUUCUGCAGACGCCAUUCCCGGGUGAGUGCGGCUGGGACAUCAUCUCGCUGCAGUACACCGUCCAUGGACCGUUGGCCACCAUGCUGGAGCCAACGAUGCCCACGUACAAGACGAUCUUUAGACCGUUGUGGCGCCUCAAGCAUAUCGAGUUUCUGCUCUCGAUAAAGAUAUGGAAGACGCAGAUGUGCAAUGCUAAGAAGCUACGUUUGUUGAACCCGGUGAUUGGCAGGACGACACACCGCCUGCAUCUGUUCACCUCCGAGAUCAUGCACUUUAUUCACCAGAUGCAGUACUACAUCCUCUUUGAGGUGAUUGAAUGUAACUGGGUGGAGCUGAAGAAAAAGAUGGUCGCAGCCACGGCACUGGACGAGAUCCUGGAAGCUCACGAGCAGUUCUUAGCCAACAUUAAGGAGGGCUGCUUCAAUGGACAGAAUACGGACAAGGAGCAGUAUCUGGAUUCGGUGUUUGAGAAUAUAAUAGCGCUGGAGACGUGGCAAUCUCGCUUCUUCCGAUACUGCUUCCAGGAGCUAAGUGCUCGCGAGGAAGUAAAGAAGAUGGUGGCGGAGUCCGAGAAGAAGGGGCGAUUCGGUAUCACCGCCGAACAGAAGUUGCAGCGCGACCAGGAUUUCAAACUGUUUGAGCAACGGGUACAUUUGGCCAGACGCAACCUGGAGGAUAUUGCCGGCACUUACGAGAAGGCCGUGAGCGGCUUCCUGUUGACCCUCAACUCGCACGUGAACCCCAAUCUUCAGCUCUUUGGCACGCGGCUGGACUUCAAUGAGUACUAUAAAAAGCGUGACACUAAUCUUCUAAAGCCUCUAACGUUUGAGCACUUGCGACAGAGCAUGUGCACCAUACGCCCCAUGAUCCAUCAUCUCGCCAAGGAAUAGCAUCGCACAAUCAGCUUAAUCCACCUGUUUUGAUCAAUUACCGAUGGAGUUUAAUGAAGUUCUAUUUUAAAUUCGAGUUCCAAUGCCAUCUCAAAGAUAUCUCAACAUCUCCCAUAUGCAUAUAAAAAAUAAUAUAUUUUUUCGAAUAGACAUAAGGGAGAGCCCAAGUAUUAAAACGCACAUUUACUUUUCACAAACAAAAGCGUCGCUAAAGCUUAGCUAGCAAAAAUUGUUAAUACUCGUUUUUCCCCAAGUGCGCUGGUCAAUUGCCAAAAAAGUAAAAGACAAAACCUAAACUAAGAUAUUGUUAAAAUUUUUUUAAUGAACAUGUUUUUUGAACAGAUGCCUUUUGAAGUGUUGAGCGAACUAAUGAAAUAAACGCUUAAUUGUUGAUCUGCAAA